Molecule: messenger RNA, 1488 nt
Organism: Micromonas commoda
Lineage: Eukaryota; Viridiplantae; Chlorophyta; Mamiellophyceae; Mamiellales; Mamiellaceae
Product: wd-40 repeat family protein/notchless protein
Exons: 1
Coding region: 1-1488 (495 amino acids)
Biological process (GO): ribosomal large subunit assembly
Cellular component (GO): nucleolus
Molecular function (GO): protein binding
Source: RefSeq, a predicted model, not a curated record
AUGGCGACCUUAUACGUCCCCGAUAGCAAGCGUCGCAAGAAGGACCGCGAGGAGUUGGCGCUCAACGCCCCGUCCGGCCCCGAGAACCGCGUCAACAUCAUCGCGCAGCUCGAAGAUGCCGAGGGCAACCCCGCGGGCCCGCAGCUGGACCUGCCCCACGACGCGGACCCAAAGCAGCUCGAGGAGGUGCUCAACGCGCUCCUGCAGAACGAGGACAAGGUCCCGUUCGCGUUCUACGCGGCGGACGCGGAGAUCACCGGCACCCUGGGCGAGCACCUGCGGAAGCGCGACGCGAGCGUGGAGACCGUCCUGAAGAUCGUCUACCAACCCCAGGCGCUCUUCCGAGUUCGCCCCGUCACGCGCUGCUCCUCCGCCAUUCCCGGCCACGCCGAGGCGGUCCUCUCCGUCGCAUUCUCCCCAGACGGCAAACACCUCGCGUCCGGAAGCGGUGACACCACCGUGCGCUUGUGGAAUCACGAGACGGAGACCCCGCGGCACACCUGCUCCGGCCACGCCAACUGGGUCCUCUGCAUCGCGUGGUCCCCAGACGGCAAAUACGUCGCGAGCGGCGGCAUGGACAAGGACGUGCGGCUGUGGGACCCGGAGAGUGGGUCCGCAGUAGGCGGGCCCAUGCGGGGCCACAAGAAGCACGUCACCGCGUUGGCUUGGGAACCGGCUCACGUGCGAUACCCCCCGGUUCGGCUCGCGUCGGCCUCGGGCGACGGAACCGUUCGCGUGUGGAACGUCGUGCACAAAAACUGCGAGCUGGCGCUCACCGCGCACACCAACUCGGUGACCGCCGUGAAGUGGGGGGGCGAGGGGCUCAUCUACAGCGCGUCGCGGGACACGACGGUGAUGGUGUGGAACGCGGAGACGGGCGCGGUGGUGCGUCAGCUGAGGGGCCACGGGCACUGGGUGAACACCUUGGCGCUCUCGUCGGAGUACGUCGUUCGAACCGGGCCGUACGAUCACAAGGCGACAAAGCCCAAGGACGAUGUCGAGGCCAAGGCCAAGGCGCUGGAGCGGUACAAGGCGGCGACUGGGGGCAAGGGGGAGCGGAUCAUCAGCGGGUCGGACGACUUCACCAUGUUCAUGUGGACCCCGGGGACUUCGAAGCAGCCGCUGCAGCGAAUGACGGGGCACGUUCAGCUCAUAAACCACGUCCUGUUCUCCCCGGACGGGCGGUGGGUGGCGUCCGCGAGUUUCGACAAGGCUGUGAAGCUCUGGGACGGACACAACGGCACGUUCGUCGCCACCAUGCGGGGGCACGUCGGACCGGUGUAUCAGAUUGCCUGGUCGGCGGAUUCCCGGAUGGUGGUCAGCGGCAGCAAGGACUCCACGCUGAAGGUGUGGUCCGUUCGAACCAAGAAGCUGGAGUUGGACCUGCCGGGGCACGCGGACGAGGUGUUCGCGGUGGACUGGUCGCCCAUGGGGACAAAGGCGGCGAGCGGGGGAAAGGACAAGAUGCUUCGGCUCUGGCGUCACUAG